GUACACAUCAUGAGUGACUCUCGUUACAGCCAGCUUGACUUGGAAGAGUCGAAGCGAUCGUUCGAGACGACGAGCUCCGACUUNUGGUUUAACAAUAGACUCGUUACUCUGAUAGCCUCACUCCUCCUACUACUCGGCUUCCUCGGAGCUUCGUGGCAUCAACCAACAUUCAUAUAUGGCUCAAAACCAUACCGUAUCGCCAAAGUGUCCAUGCUCUACGGUGACAACAAACUAUACGAACGAGCUCUAGACUCACACACACGACACGGAGAAAAAUGGGGUUAUCCAACCUACAUCAAGCGACAAAACGAAUACUGCGGCUACUGGAACAAGCCCACCUUCAUGAUCCAACAAGUCGCCCAAGAGCUCGCAAAGCCAGAACACAAAAGAGCAGAAUGGUUGAUGUGGGUCGACGCAGACUCCAUCAUUUUGAACCCAAACAUUCCUGCCCACAUCUUUCUGCCGCCUAGAGAGUUUUCGCACAUCAAUGUUGUCGCAGCACGCGAUAUUCAAGGCCUCAAUACUGGUGUCUUUUUUGUCCGUGUGCAUCCAUGGACAAUAUCCAUGUUUGUAGACGGCAUGGCUUUCCCUCUCUGUAAUCCCAAAGUCAGCCUUGGUAACGAUGCCGAUCAAGCUGCCAUGGCGCGUACGGUCGAAAAGUCCAGUGGUGGCCCUGAUGGCUAUGGUUUUGCACGCGGCAUCGUCUAUCUGCCCAGAAGCCUGUUCAACAUCUACGAGCUGCCCGGAUACAUGAGAGAUGGAAGAACAGACGUACUCAGGAACUUCAGUGGCUUUGUCUCGCCCCACGCUUUCGAGGGCAANAAGGGAGAUUUCCUCGUGCAUCUCCCUGGUCUGUUCGGAGAUCGGGAGCCUCUGAUGUCGGAUUGGUUGGAUCUGGUCGAGAACCGUCAAGAUGACUGGGCUAUUCCUCUAGAAGAAACGACAUACCUCGCAGAAACCCAAGCAUUCUGGAAACUGUACGGAGAGGCGGUGACAACUAUCAGAGAAGCCCUGAACAGGGAGACCAUCGAAAAAGAGAUGAGCAAUGCAAUCAGACAGCUCAAAACUGCGUUGAGCGAAGAAGCCGACGAAUCGGACAAGAUCACCGAGUACAUGAAUGACCUCAAAGAGCUUCUUCGUCCAUCGACUCUUCCGGUUGAAUGA
Aureobasidium uvarum is the source of this 1164-nucleotide messenger RNA. Lineage: Eukaryota; Fungi; Ascomycota; Dothideomycetes; Dothideales; Saccotheciaceae. The record is from the annotation of a GenBank genome assembly.